Molecule: messenger RNA, 711 nt
Organism: Phytomonas sp. Hart1
Lineage: Eukaryota; Euglenozoa; Kinetoplastea; Trypanosomatida; Trypanosomatidae
Source: the annotation of a GenBank genome assembly
AUGCCAGAGCUCAAAGAGCUUGUGGGGGAUGAAAUCCACGCCGCCGUGCGGGUCCAUUUUCCGGCCGAAUUGCCAAAACCGUCGAUAAAUGCGUUAGAAUCCCAGUUAAAGACAUCUAUUGAUGAAAAGAUGGCAGUCCUGGAGGAUCGCAUGCGGGGUUUAAUCCAAAAAAACAAAGAAAUCUCCGCGAAUUGUCUGGAAAACGUAUGGCGGCGGGACUUUUCGGCAAUUCUCACCCGCGAGCUCGACCCUUUUCAUCGCCAAAUUAGUACCCUCGAAGGGGUUGUUCAGGGCUUCGCGGGGGAUCUCACGGGGGUCCUUCGACGCCAAAAGGACAUCGAUGCGCAGCUUAAACAACUUCAACAAACUCUCGAAGAAGAAGCAAAAAAAGAAAGGACGCGGGAUUCGAUUUUAAACGCGGCGGCAAGUCUUCCCGCGAGGUAUUAUUCCUCAGCGGAUUGCAUUCGGCUCGAGGUGGUGGAGCCCGCGCUCGAGCACGUUCGUCGUCUGCUCGUCGCGCAUGAAAAGAUGUUAAAUACGAUCGUCGAGCAGCGCUGUGUGAAGGUCGAGCAUAAUAUUGAAAAUCAUUUAACCGUCUGGGAGCAGAAUUUGGUGGGAUUUCGAACGAGAUUGAAUUCAUUUCAGCGAGAUGUCCGCGGCGCCUUGACGGAGCUUUGCCAGAAUUUAAACGUGGCUUGCCCAGGGUUUUAG